CUGAUCAGGCAAUAAAUCUUGUUUUGCCAUAGGCACGUACCCGUAUAUAUUGCACAAAAGAUACAUAGAACUGGUAGCUACCACUCACGCGCUCAUCGCCGAGUGUCCUUUUGGCAGGCACCCAAAAAUGCCCAAAACUGGACACCAUCCAGCGAAUGCACUUUUGCAAAUUUCAUCGCAUCUAAUCCCUGGAACACAGCCUAAUCCCCCGAAGCAGGCAUAAACGUGUCGACAGUUUUGGGGAAAUUGGCGAAUUUUAAUUAACCGCGUGAACCCAUCAGCAUCAGUGGAACCCGAAGCUGAAGCUGAGGCUAAAGCUGAAGCAACCCGUAGCCAUGGACACCAUGGUCUCUCUGUUCAGUGAAGGAUGGCCGCAGCAUCCACUGGACUCACGCCCAUGAGUAGCGCCCAUCCCACCAAUAAUGCCUAUGACAACGUCAAGCGAACCCAUUCCACUCCGCCGCUUUGGUUGCUUGUGGCGAACCAUUUACACUUCAACGGGGGGCCUUUCAAACUAUUCAAAGCUGGCCCCAGUUACAGCUCCAGCUUCAGCUCCAGCCUCAAACCCUUUUGGGGGCGAAGCGAAUUCUUAUCUGUUGCACACAGACUUGAGUCGGGCCGUGCUGGGGCUCAGGAUUUGCUCAGGAUGCUAAUGAAGCGAUGCGGAUGUGCUCUCCGUCUUUUGCGUGGCAUUGUCUUGCGGUGUACAGAGGCCAGGAGUACAGAGACUCCUGGUUCAAAGUUUGGCCCCAGCUCUGCCCAGGAAAGUUUUCCUUUAUUUGUGUGAUAAUCCAAGGAAAUAUGUUUGCCUGGCUACAAAAUACCCCAAGAGUCCCCCUCUUCAACUGUGCUGGCAUAUCCUAUAAAUAUUAUUGCAUUAAAUUACAAAUUUCACGAGUAAAUAUAUCUUAGUCCGG
Messenger RNA from Drosophila obscura, 917 nucleotides. RefSeq lists its product as uncharacterized. Bases 368 to 787 code for a protein of 139 amino acids. The record is from RefSeq and is a predicted model, not a curated record. Lineage: Eukaryota; Metazoa; Arthropoda; Insecta; Diptera; Drosophilidae. The transcript has 3 exons.